AUGCCCGGUGACUUCGCUAUCACGUGACUCUUACUUCUGUCCCUAAGAGGCUCCAGUAGAAUCUCUUCCGGUAGAGCAACGCAGCUGAGCAGUGUUAGCGGUUUCUGUGAAGGUCGUGAGUCCAACUAGUAGUCCACCAUGUCUCUGCCAAAGCCUGUGAUGAGAGGGCUGCUGGGAAAGCGUCUGAGGUUUCACCUGCCCAUUGCUUUUACUCUGUCCCUCAUUUCAGCGGUUGCAUUUAAGUACGCAGUGACAGAGCCCAGGAAACAGGCCUAUGCCGACUUCUACAAGCAGUUUGACUCUGUCAAAGAGUUCAACGCCAUGAGGGAAGCUGGCAUCUUUGAGAGCGUGCGGCCGUCUGGAGAGUAAAACCACGCUCGUCCUCCCAUGAUUCAUUCCUGCUCUGAGGAUGAAGUUUCUUCUCGCCCCCUUGGAUAUUAUUUACUGAUUAGAUGAGAACAUCGCUAUGCUGUUUUGUUCCUCUAAAUAAAAUAUUCUAUUAAUGUUA
Molecule: messenger RNA, 508 nt
Organism: Cheilinus undulatus (humphead wrasse)
Lineage: Eukaryota; Metazoa; Chordata; Actinopteri; Labriformes; Labridae
Product: cytochrome c oxidase subunit 6C-1
Exons: 4
Coding region: 139-369 (76 amino acids)
Biological process (GO): mitochondrial electron transport, cytochrome c to oxygen
Source: RefSeq, a predicted model, not a curated record